Harpia harpyja (harpy eagle) is the source of this 3062-nucleotide messenger RNA. RefSeq names its product oxidative stress induced growth inhibitor 1 (gene OSGIN1). The transcript is spliced from 6 exons. The record is from RefSeq and is a predicted model, not a curated record. Bases 163 to 1662 code for a protein of 499 amino acids. NCBI's taxonomy places the organism in Eukaryota, Metazoa, Chordata, Aves, Accipitriformes, Accipitridae.
CCUCUCUUAGUGCUGGUAGCCUACUAGAUUUAAACAGCUGUCUAAGAGCAGAGGCAGGAUUCAAGGUUUGUAGUUUGGUUGGUGUUCCUGGCUGUACAGGCAUUUCCAUAAAGGUCCUACUUCUCAUCGGACCUGCUGCUAAAGGUAGACUCCAGGACCUAAAUGCUUCCGGACAGGAAGAUGUAUGCUUUAUUGACCAGACCUCAGAAUAUGAGUGGGUUCAAGCCACUGCCUGUUGUGAUCAUAGGGAAUGGACCUUCAGGAAUCUGUCUUUCAUAUUUGCUGUCAGGCAACAUCCCUUACUUCAAAAGAGGCUCUCUUCAUCCUCAUCCCAUUCUUCAGAGGAAACUGGAAGAGGCACCAGAUGUCUCCAUUUUGGACCAGGAUUUGGAGUAUCUGUCUGAAGGCUUGGAGGGACGAUCCCACAGCCCUGUGGCUCUUCUGUUUGAUACUCUUCAGCGUCCAGACACAGACUUUGGUGGAACAGCAGAAUCUGUCCUCACUUGGUGGCACGAGACCAACAGAGCCAUCCCUCACCUGGUCCUUGGCAGAAAUGCUCCUGGAGGUGCCUGGCAUUCUAUUGAGGGCUCUAUGGUUACCCUGAGUAGAGGGGAAUGGAUGGGACUCCCAGAUCUCCCAUUCAAAGACUGGCUAAAGCAAAAGAGAAGAGGCCUCAGAAACAAUAGAGCCACAGCAGAAGACAUUGCUCAAUAUUACCAACACUAUGUGAUGAAGAAAGGACUGCAGAAGAAUUUCAGAUGUGGUACUGUUGUGACCUCUGUGAGCAAAGUGAGUGCAGAGAGCACCUCCAGCCACACACAGAAAGAUCUGCCAGAGAAUAGUGACUCACUCUGGAACUUCAAUGAGAAAAGUGCAGAGGUCUUUCAGGUGGAUGGAUUUUUCAAAACUGUGAAAGGUGAUAAAGAGCCCUUCUCCAUCUAUGCAGAGAAUGUGGUCUUAGCUACAGGAACAUACGAUAGUCCUACUUGGCUUGGGGUCAAGGGAGAGAACCUUUCUUAUGUCCAUCACCAGCUGUCUGCCCUAGAGGAAGCAGUGAAGAACAACAGCAUUGGCAUUAUGUCAGAUCCGGUCUUGAUUGUAGGUGCUGGCCUGACAGCUGCUGAUGCGAUUCUCUUUGCUCACCAUUGCAAUAUUCCAGUAAUCCAUGUUUUUCGGAGACGAGUCAGUGAUCCGGGUCUUAUUUUUAACCAGCUCCCCAAAAUGAUGUACCCUGAAUACCACAAAGUCCAUCAGAUGAUGAAAGAACAGUCAGCUGCUUGUGCUGGGCCCUAUGAGUGUUACGUUAGCCUUCCUGAACAUCAUGUGCUAUCCUUUGGCAAGGACAAGAAAUGUAUCUUUCAAGACAAGAAUGGCUACCAGAAAGUUUAUAAAAUUUCCAUGGCUCUUGUUCUAACUGGCUCAAACCCCAACCUCUCCUUUCUGCCAAAUAAUGCCAUUGACUUGGCAAUGGACAGCGACCAACCAGUCAAUCCAAAGAGGAAUCCCAUAGAUGUUGACCCAUUCACCUAUGAAUGCACUCAGGAGAAAGGGCUUUAUGCUCUAGGACCUCUAGCUGGAGAUAACUUUGUACGCUUUGUACAGGGAGGGGCUCUGGCUGUUGCCAGCUCUCUGUUAAAGAAAGCAAACAAAAAUCCCCCCUAACAAAAAAAAUCCCUAUGCUAACUGUGUCUGAAUGGGCUACUGCUGUUUUCUUAGAGGAGCAGGUCAUCUGAUUUGUACAUCCUCAAAUGUAAAGCCCACUCCUGGUAUUCUCCAAGGUUAUGCAGAGAGUAACUAAGUCCUUGCUGAGUUAUUUGAGAAGAUUAAGUCACCAAAUACAGAGUGGGUUUCGCACAUGGCAGUGCCUUCAAUCCCUGGGGAUUCAGCUCCUUUCCUGCAUAGCUGUGCAUGAAGGCCGCAGGGGCUUUGAAUCUUGUGCCUGGAAAAGUAGGGGCCAAGAUAGUGAUUACUCUUUUUUAUGUAACAUCUUCGAGGUUGCUGAAAACUGAAUUGGGGAACAAUCAAUGUUUAUUAUUUCCAGACAGCAGGCAGACAGCCCUGUGUCUGUCAGUGUUUCACAGUGUUUUUUCGUGGAACAAAGUAAGCCAAUGUGGUUUUAUUUGCUCCUGUGGCUUGGCUGUAUGCUCUUAUUAGGGCAGAAAUCACUGAAAGAUGCUGCAAGUACCUCUCUGGCACAUGAAGUAGUACUCUGCAAAUAAAAACUGACAUAGAAACAGUCAAAACUGUAUUGUUUCACUGACACCAGCAGCAAGUAAUAUGUAAUAUCUUUUUAAUCAAGAGAUUCCUGUGAUUUUUUUUUUCUCCUUCUUGAGAAGGAAUGGUACUAAUUUACAACCACUUGGUUUGCCAUCUUGCAGCUUUCUACUUUCUAAAUCCUAAAACUGUGAUAGCCAAAUUCUUGGCAGCUGCUGUAGAGACAGCAGAACUAAAGGGGAGCUACUGGUCUGUCUUGUAACUGCCCAGGUACUGUAUGGGGCUUCUGCUGCACAAGAGUAUUUCAGAAAGAUGCAAUAUGUUAUAUGUUGUGUGAAUUUCUAAUGUAAUGUGAUUUUUUUUUUUUUUUUUUUUUAGAGUACUAUUUGUGUAAAGGGGAAAUUGGCACGGUCACUUUUUGAUAGUUGUAUGCUAUAUAGAGUAUUUUUUCAUACUGUUUUCUAAAAGAUUUUUAUUGGCAAAAUAUUUUGUUACAGGCUUUCAGUCAGUGUUUUGAAUGAGCUGGGGUGGGUGGGAAUGAUGCCUUAUGUUGCAAAUAGCAUUCUCAACAGACCUACAAGGCCUUUCAUACCUCUCACAGGAAAAAUCAGUCAUAGCUAAUCUUAUCUGAUGUAAAGACAGACUGCACUGAAACUCACUGACAUGACAGGAUGCUGCACAUGUCUCUGGAAAGCUGAGUAUGUGGAGACAGUGGCUGUUUGUAAACGAAUCAGUCUCAAGUUGAGAUGUGUAAGGAGCUUGUUUGUGGUGUUGCUGUAUCACGCUUGAAUAUUUUUGCCACUGACUAUUCUUGUAUUAAAUUUUUCAAUAAAGUGAUUUCAGACUUA